UAUUUGUCAAGUUCUUGCUGAAUGCGCCGGUUGGAGAAUUACUUCUCCAACAACAACAGGUUUAGUAUGGACCGCAGGUCAAUAUUAUGCUGUAUCUUGGGAUCCUGGCUACUCUCAAGUAAAUACUGUCGACCAAGUUGAUCUUUAUACAAAUGAUAAUAAAUUUGUUGUCACUGAGUGGAAGGGACCUAUUUCUGUCAACGCUUUGACAACAGGAAACUUUCGUCUUCAAGCUCCUUCUCCCGGAACUUAUCAUUCCAAGAAAUAA
Messenger RNA from Dentiscutata erythropus, 268 nucleotides. Lineage: Eukaryota; Fungi; Glomeromycota; Glomeromycetes; Diversisporales; Gigasporaceae. The record is from the annotation of a GenBank genome assembly.